AUGUCGGGUGAGUCAGAGUAUCGACCUGCGCAUCGGAGUCGAUGGACAUAUCAGGCUCAAGUAAGAACACGUUCUCUCGACAGCAUACCACCACCUACUGACUCAAUUAGCCUUGAAACUGCCGCGAGACAAGAACGUGCGCAAAAGGGACCACGACGUAUUCUUGUCCACCUACCUCCUGGACCAUCGCUGAGAACCCCAGCCCACGAUGUCCAACCUCAACUGAGAACUCUCCUCUCCCCUAACACGUCAAUCGUCACGGUUCAUUACCGCCUUGGCCUCGCCAAUGACGCCACGACCGAGGAGACGACAUGUUUUCCAACCCCCAUCCACGACGUUUCCACUGCUCUGGAAUACUUGACCUCCUCGACGUCGCCCUUCAAUGACGGUCAGCACGAAGCGCCUAGGAUCUGUCUCCUGGGGAGCCAUAUUGGUGGGGCAUUAGCCACUAUGCUGGCGCUAACUCAGCCGAACGAUGUACACGCACUGGCUGCCAUCGAGCCCUUGGUAGAUUGGGUCAGCCUGGAUGAGAUCGUUGAACAAUUCCGCCCAAUAAAAGACAUGGCAAGGAAACGGCAAAAAUAUAAGGCUACCCGCUUCGGUAUCGAAGAUGGAUCUAUAUUGGCUGCGGCAGAAGAUCUCGUAAAGUUGAGGGCCAAGUUAUUUCCGACACCGUCAUCAUACUUUGAUCCUUUUGCGAGUCCCCUACUGUUCCUUCGCGCUCCGGGCAGAGAUACGCCGUUGAGUAGCACAGUUGGUGACGAGCUUGUUGAGGAGAUGGGCUUGAACGAACACGAUGGUGGUUUUGUUGAAUUUGAUUAUCCUGAGGAUCCUCUACAAGAAGAACAUUCUUUAUAUGCACGAUCCACCAAUUCACCUCUUUCUCCGAGAAUAGGCUCGACCGGCUCAUCCGAGGACCCAGUAACUGGCUCCUCGUCCGCCGAUACAGCGCCUACGUCUGUAGCAACGCAGCCUCAAUCUCCGCCUAGACGACGUAAAGUCCUGCAAAGGUGGCCAUCGAUCGGUCGGCCAGAGUCUGUACUCCUGCCAUAUGUCAAAGUCUUUGUCCAAUCUCCACCAGUCAGUCUUGAUAAAGUGGAGUGUAUGUCGGACGAGAUUCGCUCCGAUCUGGGUCAUACGGCGUUGAUGCGAGCUCAGGGCAAGGAACUGGUCGAGCUAAUGCGUAGGGCAUGCUUCUUCGGUCGAGAGAAAGGCUUCGCUGAAGAACGAGUCCAGCUUUCUGAAGGUAUUGCUCAUGAUGAAGACAGGUGGAGAGGGGAUGUCGAAUCUCAUCCAUCGACACGACGUCUCAGCAUGCACCUCCAAGAGCAAGCACUUGGAUGGGCUGAAGCGAUGCUCGCUAAAGAAUGA
Exophiala spinifera is the source of this 1371-nucleotide messenger RNA. RefSeq lists its product as uncharacterized. The transcript has a single exon. The coding region runs from base 1 to 1371 and encodes 456 amino acids. The record is from RefSeq and is a predicted model, not a curated record. NCBI's taxonomy places the organism in Eukaryota, Fungi, Ascomycota, Eurotiomycetes, Chaetothyriales, Herpotrichiellaceae.